GGUGUGAGGUGUGUACAAUACGCAUGCGCUCAAGCACAAACCAGUAUUUGAAGCUGAGUGUGUGAGCAGGUGUGUGUCAGUGUGAGGACGAGUUGUCGGGUAUCACAAGCUCCGCCACCAUGACUUGGGAUUAUUUCGGCUUCUCCAGGGUCCGCAGCGCCCAGAACAAUGAGACGGUCAUCGCCAUCAACAAUCCGGCGGAUAUUUCCGUUAUUGUCAUCUACUUCGUGGUGGUCCUGGCUGUUGGAAUAUGGGCCAUGGUGAGGACGAAUCGCUCCACAGUCGGUGGAUUCUUCCUGGCUGGACGCAGCAUGGUGUGGUGGCCGAUCGGAGCAUCUCUGUUCGCCAGUAACAUCGGGAGCGGGCAUUUCGUGGGUCUGGCAGGAACGGGAGCCGCUGCAGGAAUCGCCAUCGGAGGAUUCGAAUGGAAUGCUCUUAUUGUGGUCCUUAUUCUCGGAUGGAUCUUCGUCCCAAUCUACAUCAAGGCAGGGGUGGUCACCAUGCCCGAGUAUCUGAAGAAGCGUUUCGGAGGACAGCGUAUCCGAAUCUAUCUCUCCGUUCUCUCACUGUGCCUCUACAUCUUCACUAAGAUCUCUGCGGACAUGUUCUCUGGCGCCAUCUUCAUUAACCAAGCUUUGAAAAUGAACAUCUACUUGGCUGUUAUCAUGCUGCUCAUCAUCACAGCGCUUUACACCGUCACAGGUGGUCUUGCUGCAGUUAUUUACACUGACACACUACAGACCAUCAUAAUGGUGGUGGGAUCCUUCAUCCUCAUGGGCUUCGCAUUUGAUAAAGUGGGAGGCUACGAGGGUCUGCAGGAGAAGUACAUGCAGGCCAUUCCCACUGAAAAGGGGAACUACAGCGCGGCGUGUUACACUCCUCGAGCAGACUCCUUUCACAUCUUCAGAGACGCGCUGACCGGGGACAUGCCGUGGCCCGGCCUCAUUUUCGGCCUCACCAUCCAGGCAGCCUGGUACUGGUGCACGGACCAGGUGAUCGUCCAGCGUUGUCUCUCCGCCAAGAACAUGUCCCACGUGAAGGCCGGCUGCAUCCUGUGUGGCUACCUCAAACUCCUGCCCAUGUUCCUCAUGGUGCUCCCCGGCAUGAUCAGCAGAGUGCUCUACACAGACGAAGUGGCGUGUGUGGUUCCUGAGUUGUGUAAAGCGUACUGCGAUGCUGAGGUGGGCUGCACCAACAUUGCCUACCCCAAGAUGGUGGUGGAUCUCAUGCCUAACGGUCUCAGGGGUCUGAUGCUGUCUGUCAUGUUGGCGUCCCUCAUGAGCUCGCUCACCUCCAUCUUUAACAGCUCCAGCACACUCUUCACCAUGGACAUCUACGCCAAGGUCCGCCGCAAAGCCUCCGAGAAGGAGCUCAUGAUCGCUGGCAGGUUGUUCAUUUUGGUCCUCAUUGGCAUCAGCAUUGCAUGGAUUCCCAUCGUCCAGUCAGCUCAGAGCGGCCAGCUCUUCGACUACAUUCAGUCCGUAACGAGUUACUUAGCUCCGCCCAUCGCCGCUGUCUUUACUCUUGCCAUCUUCUGCAAAAGAGUUAACGAGCAGGGUGCGUUUUACGGCAUGCUGAUUGGUUUGGCCAUCGGUCUGUCGCGGAUGAUUGCGGAGUUUGUGUAUGGAACGGGGAGCUGUGCGAAUCCCAGCGACUGUCCCACCAUCAUCUGCGGCGUGCACUACCUCUACUUCGGCCUGAUCCUGUACGGAGUGUCCCUAGUGGUGGUGGUGGGGAUCUCGCUCAUGACCAAACCCAUCGAUGACAAACAUCUAUACAGGUUGUGUUGGAGUUUACGAAACAGUAAAGAGGAGAGGAUCGACAUAGAUGCCGAUGAGUGGACCGAGGACCAGGAUGAUGGCAACAUGGACAUAUACGAAGGCGUGGAUGAGGAUCCCAGCUGCUGGAGGAAGGCCUACAACUGCUUCUGUGGAUUUGAUCAGAAAAAAGCGCCGAAGCUUUCCAAAGAGGAGGAAGCCGAGCUGAAGAAGCAGCUCACGGACACGUCGGAGAAGCCGCUGUGGAGGAACGUCGUGAACGCCAACGCCAUCAUCCUCCUGUGUGUGUGUGUCUUCUUCCACGGCUUCUUCGGCUGAACGAUUCGAGUCUGUUCUCAGGUGUUUGUGAAAAUAACAUUGUUCUGGUAAAACGUGUGUUUUCAUUAUACAGAACAUACAGUACUGUUUUAGUAAUUUAUUUGAAAUGUACACUUUAUAUGAGUGUUUGUUGUAUAUUAUGAAUUCUUACUGUAAUGUAUUGCAUUUUAACAGUUUUUAACACUGUAUAAAUAUGUUAUAUUAAAU
Molecule: messenger RNA, 2303 nt
Organism: Clarias gariepinus (North African catfish)
Lineage: Eukaryota; Metazoa; Chordata; Actinopteri; Siluriformes; Clariidae
Gene: slc5a1
Product: solute carrier family 5 member 1
Exons: 15
Coding region: 120-2096 (658 amino acids)
Biological process (GO): transmembrane transport; sodium ion transport
Cellular component (GO): plasma membrane
Molecular function (GO): D-glucose:sodium symporter activity
Source: RefSeq, a predicted model, not a curated record